Molecule: messenger RNA, 4324 nt
Organism: Labeo rohita (rohu)
Lineage: Eukaryota; Metazoa; Chordata; Actinopteri; Cypriniformes; Cyprinidae
Gene: wfs1a
Product: Wolfram syndrome 1a (wolframin)
Exons: 10
Coding region: 318-3509 (1063 amino acids)
Biological process (GO): endoplasmic reticulum unfolded protein response; calcium ion homeostasis
Cellular component (GO): endoplasmic reticulum; endoplasmic reticulum membrane
Molecular function (GO): protein binding
Source: RefSeq, a predicted model, not a curated record
GUCACAGUAAGAUUGUGUUUUGUCAUGCGAAUCCAAAUUAAGUGCGAUGACAAUCCUUUGAGCAAUGCCAUUCACUGAUCGAUUCGUAUCCAAUCAGAGAGCAGAACUCUUUGAUUGGCACCUGAAUUAUCCAAUCGAAGCUCCGUUCUCUGGAGGUAUGGUGGGGUUUAACAACUGCGAUUCCUGUGGGGGCUCUGGUUUCACAGAGCUGUUAUGUGUGGAAAGGAACGAAAACUUUUAAAACAGUUUAUUUUUGUUGUGUUGUAUUGGGGAAAACUGUUCAUUCAGCUUAAACGAUUUGUUGUCUUUUAGGUGAGAUGGACGUUAGAACCAACCCACCACCUUCUCCUGAGACUCUCAAGGAGGAUAAUGCAACCCACGAACGUCUCAACCCUCCUGUUCCAUCAACUAAAUCCACUCCAGGCACUGAGACGGCAGGUCCCCCUAAUUCCAGUUCUGGUAGCCCAGCCCAACCACCUAAAUCUCCCACUUCUUCAACUCCAGAUAUUAAAUUAAAACAAGCUAAUGUUAAAACCUCAAACUUUCCAGCCGCAGAAAAAACAGCAACACCGAAACCUACCGCUACAUCAUCGCAUAUCUCUAAAACUACUCCAUCCAUGCCAGCAACAUCGUCAUCAUUAUCAAAAUCAACACCGUUAACAUUAUCUUCUCCCAGUGACCCAUCCACACCCAGCAUCACCAUUUCUGCUGAUCCUACACAAUCUACAACUCCCGAAGGCUCUCUGUCCUCCACCAAAACACCUGCAGCAGGUUCCAGUAAACUCCCACGUCAACGGAGCUUUUUGGCUGCAGCCCAAAAGGUGAUGAUGCAGGAGAAAAUAAGAAAGGCAGAGGAACAGGCCAAAGAUGAAGAAUGUGAUGAUAUGGAUGAAGAUCUGCCUUUUGAGGAGAUCCUGGAGAAAGCUGAAGCUGGAGACCCUAGAGCACAGAGUAGACUUGGUAAACACUACCUUAAACUGGCAGAAGAAAAAGACACCGAGACAAAUAACCGUAUGGCUGUUGACUGGUUUUUGAAGGCAGCAAAACAAGGUCGGAGGGAUGCAGCCAAACUACUACAGAAAUGCUGGAUCCAAAAGAAAGGCAUUACACCAGAGAAUGCACAGGAAGUGAGAAGGCUGUCCUCAGAGACUAAGUUUGAACAGGCAGUGAGGAGAGCAGCCAUGUCGAUGUAUUGGAAACUCAAUCCUGACAGAAAGAAGAAAGUAGCCAUGUCUGAGAUGCUGGAGAAUGUCAGCCAGGUCAAUACUGUACCAGGUGAACCUGCUGUAUGCGGUGUUACACCCAGCAUUCACACUCAGAGGAAAAUCCUGGAGACCAUGGUGUCUAAUGAAUCUGGCUCUCAGUAUGUGGAUGUGGAGGAUUUUGUGGAGAUGACGAAAAAGUUCACAGAAGGCAUUGCGUGCACUCCCACACAGAGAACCUCAGGCGCAGAUGCAAAAAGAGAGGAUGAGACAUUAAGGAAAAGUGAUGUAGCCACAUUUGAAAAGGAAAAAAAUGAAUUGGCCCCUGUCACUCAUAAGCGUCAUCGAAAGUCCAGCUGGGGAAUGACAAGCAGUGGGAUGAUAUUGGCUACCAGACGCAGUGGUGCGAUGAAGAGAGCCCUGGACAUAAAAGCCCACUUCUUGGGUCUGCAGUAUCCUCUCCAUGCGAUUAUUGAGAUGAAGGAACUUUUAGUUGACUGGGCAUCUCGUGCUGGCGUCCAGUGGUUGAGCACCAUCAUCCCGACGCAACACGUCAAUGCCCUUAUCUUCUUCUUCAUCAUCUCCAAUCUCACCAUUGAUCUGUUUGCAUUUGUCAUCCCACUUGUUAUCUUCUACCUCUCCUUCAUCUCCAUGGCCAUCUGCACACUGAGAGUCUUCAAGAGCAGCAAAGGAUUUGAGAACUUCAGUGCCUUAACUGCCCUCCUCACACGCUUCGAGCCGAGCCUGGACGUGGAGCAAGCGGAGUCCAACUUUGGCUGGAACAACCUGGAGCAGUACCUCUACUUCAUGAUAUCUGUGUUCUUUAUGAUCUUCACCUUCCCAAUAGCGAAUAAAGGCUGGAUCCCAUGCUCUGAGCUUUCCACAGUGGCUAUCUUCUUUACGGUGCUGAGCUACAUGAGCCUGAGCCCAUCUGCGGCAGCUUAUGCGCGAAAGGCACUCAUCAUCGAGGUGGCUUCAUCUUUGUGUGCCUUGACCAGUAGGUUGCCGAAGGAAAUGGUGAUGGCCAGGAUGCUGGGACAAAUUUUCACAACCAUCCCUCUUGGAGAAUCACUGGUGCUAGAGCUCAGUGUACCCUGUGUGCUCUACAUUUACCUUUUCUACUUGUUCUUCAGUAUGGCACGCAUGAGGGGAUUCAGAGGGACGUACUGCUUCCUGGUGCCGUACCUGGUCUGUUUCGUGUGGUGCGAAUUCUCUGUGGUCCUGCUGCGGAACUCCACCACCAUUGGCCUUAUCCGCACUUGUGUCGCCUACUUCCUCUUCCUGUUUGCCUUACCCGUCUUGGCUAUGGGUCUGAUGGCGAUGCUGCUGAUUCAAAUGGUCAAGUGGUUCCUAGAGUUGGAGUUAACUAAAAUGCUAGUGACACUUGCAGUGUGUGCCGUCCCUGUGAUCCUGCGGCUUUGGACUCGAUUUAGCCUCUCCAUUCUAAAUGUCUUUCGUUCCAUCACCCACAGAGGUCCGGUCAAACUGAUCCUCCUGUGCAUCACUACAGUGAUUUUACUCUGCGGCGUCUAUGUCUAUAACGCUGAAGGUCUGAAGGUUUACAACUCCACACUCACCUGGCAGGAGUAUGGUACACUGUGUGGCCCACGAGCCUGGCAGGAUCGCGGCAUGGCUCAAACACAGCUCUUCUGCAGCCAUCUAGAGGGUCAUCGUGUUACCUGGACAGGAAUAUUCCGUCGUAUUCGUGUAGCCGAGAAGGAAAACGGAGCUCAGUCUGUUAUAAACAUGCUACCGGUGUUUAUGGGAGACUGGUUGCGGUGUCUCUACGGUGAGGUGUAUCCGAAGUGUGAACCACAGAAUAAUACGUCUCCAGUUGUGAAUGUCACAGGAGUUGAGAUCCUCAAUGCCACAAUGCUGUUCCUCCAACAAGAAGAGGAUGAGCUCUGUCGGAUAAAGCCUUUUGCUAAACACCAAUGCCACGUUAAACGCUUCGACAGUUACCGUUUUGAGGUGACGGUUGGCAUGCCGGUGGAUGGGGUCACGCAACUUGACGAUCCAGCGGGUGACAUCCUCCUAAUGGGCAGUCACGAGUUUAAACAGGUGUUGCUGAACAUCGAUCCAGGCAGCAUGGUAGAGUUCAGCACAAAGCUGGAAGGAAAGCUGGGUUCAAAACUACCUGCGUUUGAACUGAAAGCCAUACACUGUCUGGACUGCAGCUCGUCAUUGGUGCCUGAGGGACGACAGGUCAAGAUUGAGCGGAACUGGAGGAAAACCAUGCUUAAAGCCAUUAAAUUUGCAUUUGACUUCUUCUUUGCACCCUUUCUCUGUGCUAGGAUCAAUGUUUAAAGGGGAAAUAUCAUGAAAAUCUGAAUUUUUCCAUGUUUAAGUGCUAUAAAUGGAUCCCCGGUGCACCUACCAACUCAGAAAACGCACGUUUCCACCCAUGGCACCGCCAUUGUGUUUUCACAUGCGACAACGGUGUACCUGAUCUAACACCAUGGCAAAAGUUCAAGCAAAGUAUGCUAACUGUUCUGUCAUUGGCUGCACAGACGAGCACAGAAUGCUAUUUAGAGUCCCGGCCUUAGAGGGGACAAGAGAGCAGUAAUUUAUUGAUUUAUUUACUGUAUAUUAUACGAUUUCUUUUGGGCGGAGAGCAGCAGCUUAUUUGCAUUUAAAGAGAAAGGUACAAAAACAGCAUGUUUCUGCUUUCACUCAAAAUAGGCAUUUUCAAAAUUAUAGAAUAAAUUAUCUAUGGAGUAUUUUGUGCUAAAACUUCACAGACACAUUCUGGAGACACCUGGGAUGUAUAUUGCAUGUUGUAAAAGGGGAAUAAUAGGUCUCCUUAAAAUGUAAAGCAGCAAGGUCAUUGGCUGCUUAUAUGCAACAUGAACCAAUCAGCUUGUGCCAAGUAGUUUAAAGCUGUGAAUAUCAUCAGUUUGUGUUAAGGAUCCAUCAGCCUGUGCCAUCUAGAGUUUCAUGACAGAAUUUGGCAUUUCUGUUUUCAUUUGUACAUUAUAAAAUGCUAAAAGUUAAUGUAAACACUUUUUAAAGACAAUUAAUUCUGUCAUUAUUUACAGAUGUUAUUAAUUAAUAAUUUAUCCAUUAAGUGUUUUUUAACUGCCCUCAUUCCACAGAUUAACCAUGCUUUUUUUUUUUUUUUU